Lytechinus variegatus (green sea urchin) is the source of this 3747-nucleotide messenger RNA. Its product is annotated as 2-amino-3-ketobutyrate coenzyme A ligase, mitochondrial-like. Bases 80 to 1351 code for a protein of 423 amino acids. Lineage: Eukaryota; Metazoa; Echinodermata; Echinoidea; Temnopleuroida; Toxopneustidae. Gene Ontology annotation, molecular function: glycine C-acetyltransferase activity; pyridoxal phosphate binding. The transcript is spliced from 10 exons. The record is from RefSeq and is a predicted model, not a curated record. Gene Ontology annotation, biological process: biosynthetic process; L-threonine catabolic process.
GAGCAUUUGCUUCAUUAAAGCGACUUUACAGAUGGGUGUUACGGAGGCUUGUCCAUUUUCACAACAUUGAUUGGUCAAAAUGUUUCCUCAACGUAUAGGAAGAUGGAUGCUUGCCAGGGCACUCGUGCAGAAGACUGGCGCGCGUUCUCGGAGUACAGUCCCUGCAGCAGUGCUAGACAACACCAUGCAAGAAGUGAUGGACUCCAUUCAUGAGGCUGGGACAUACAAACCAGAAAGGGUGAUCACUACCAGGCAAGCUGCUGACAUCAAGGUGGCCGGAUUGUCAAAGAAUAUUCUCAACUUUUGCGCAAACAACUACCUCGGCCUCUCUAGCCACCCUGAAGUGAUAGAUGCUGCAAAACAAGCAUUAGAUGAUUAUGGUGCUGGGCUAAGUUCAGCCAGGUUCAUCUGCGGAACACAGGAUAUCCAUAAGGAUCUAGAGCAGAAAAUUGCACUCUUUCAUGGCCGCGAGGACUCCAUUUUGUACGCCAGCUGUUUUGAUGCAAACGCUGGGUUGUUUGAAGCCAUGUUGACGCCCGAGGAUGCUGUGCUCUCCGAUGAACUCAACCAUGCCUCGAUCAUUGAUGGGAUCAGAUUGUGCAAGGCAAGGAGAUAUCGGUAUAAACAUAUGAAUAUGGAAGAUUUGGAAUCACAGCUUAGCGAGUCUAUGGACUGCAGGAUGCGAUUGAUUGUCACUGAUGGUGUAUUUAGCAUGGAUGGCGAUAUAUCACCCCUCAGGGAGAUCGUUACACUUUCCAAGAAGUACGAUGCCCUUGUGUUUAUCGAUGAAUGCCAUGCGACUGGUUUCUUAGGUGCUACUGGGCGGGGCACAGAAGAACAUCUUGGUAUCGACGGCGCUAGUCACAUCAUCAACUCCACUUUAGGGAAGGCUCUCGGAGGUGCAGCUGGUGGCUAUACAUGUGGACCGAAGUCAUUGACAGAUAUGCUGAGGCAGAAAUCAAGACCGUAUCUCUUCUCAAACUCUCUCCCCCCUCCUGUUGUUGCCUGUGCUUCUAAGGUUUUUGAUAUGAUAAUGAGAGAUAACUCGCUGGUAUCCAAAGUGGAUAGCAACACACAGAGAUUCAGAAAGCACAUGAACGAUGCAGGAUUCAAAGUCUGGGGUACAACGCAUCCAAUAUGUCCCAUUAUGCUGGGAGAAGCUAGCUUAGCUGGACGCUUCGCAGAGGAAAUGUUGGAUCGAGGGAUCUAUGUCAUCGGCUUCAGCUAUCCCGUAGUCCCUAAAGGUCUAGCUCGUAUCAGGGUUCAGAUCUCUGCAGCUCACACUGAGGCCGAGAUCGACCAGUGCGCCCAGACGUUCUACGAUGUUGGCAAGAAACUUGGAGUUAUCUAAUCUCUCACCAGAAUGGCAUCAAGAAGGUGGGAACCGCAACGGCAAGGAACCUUGUCAAAAGUCAGUUGAGAGCAGCAUCUUUCCUUUAAAGUUGCCUGUGACAGACAGAGGAUAGCCUUCAAAUUUGUGCUGCUAAUUUUUAAGUCUGUAAAUCACCGAAGUCUGGAAUACAUUUAAUUAAACCGUAAUCCAUCGCUCUCAAGUUCAUACUACUCAUUCGUCUUCAUCAAUCUGGCUCAUUCAGCACUUUUCUUAGGGACGAGCAGGUGAAACGUCCUUCCCUGUGGUCACAUGGACGUGGUUAACCAUUCUGAGGUGUUGAAUUAUUGUUUUAGUGGCCCAAACAUGGAGUAGUGUGUGCACAGAUCUUUGUAAAUGAAAGGAAAAAGCAUCAAAUGACAAAGUUCAUUGGAAAAACAAUGAAAAACAAAGGUUAGAAAAAAACAAAGAAAUACAAAAUGGCCCAGUUUAGAUAGGGUUAAGGAACUGAAACAGGUCCCCAAAAAAGGCUGCAUAUUGUUUAUUUAUCAGAGGCUCCAUGCAAUAUUUAAUAACAGGGUAGAUCAUGGGUGUCGAUUUGUGCUGUGAGUGUUCUGUUCAAGGGGGGGGAGGUAAUCUAUUGUCCACCCCCCCCCCAUUGAAUGGUACCUGUACGUCACAGAUUGACACCAAUGGGGUAGAUGAUGUGCUAUUACUAUGCAUUAUGCAUGCACAAGAAGGUAUUUAUUUUCUUGUUUACUAAGUCUUUCUAUUAUCAAGCAUUUAAGUGUGCACCAACAUUAUUUAUUUAUUAUCAAUACCCUAAUUCCGGGUGUUGUAUUAUUUUGAGUCACGGUUAGAUUAUAUAAGUCACGGUUAAAUUCAUUAAUUUCCGUAUAAAAAAUUACAAUGUAACUAAAAUGGGUUUCUCUAUCCAGUGCUACAUAUAAUUACUAUAGAGCCUGCUUUUUUUGUCCCCAGUAGUAUUCCUGUCAUAACCAACCUUGAGUGUGUAUUCAUGCUUUGCUCAAGCAGCUGUCGAAGUAAGAGGGUUUUUUUUUUCUGGUGUGUUUAAUCCAUACUGUUUUAAUGCAAUAUACAUAUACUUUCAUGUAGAUAUGCCUUCAUUCAUUAUCACUCCGGUGGUAUUAUUCAGAUCGUUAUUUUUUCUAUUAUUUAUAACCUAUAAUCCAGGCAGAGGCUGCAGCUGUUAUAGGCUACGUUAUUUAUUGAAAGUAAAAGUACGAAUAAGAAUGGCUGAAAGAUACUUCCCUGAGGUACCCCACCAAAUCCUAGAGCAACCAGUGUUUUUAACAUUGCUAAUUUCUCAUAUUUUAUCAAAAUUAGUAGCUUAGUACUUUUAUAGUGCUCAAAGAGUGUCUUUCACCAAGAUCCUGUUACAAGAAUCUAUAAAUAAUGAUUAACUUUCAUAGAACAAUGGAAUGUUGAUGUGAAAGAUGCUUGGUGCCUUUAGAGCAGAUUUCUGCUGAAAGACAGAGCAUGAUUAAAGAGACAAAUUCGUUGCAUCUUUUUGUAGAUGAGACUAGUUUCUGAGAACAAGGCAAGCAGCUUAUCUUUGUGCAUUGAUUAUUGUUUUUUUUUACUCAAAGUAUCUCAAAUAAUGCUGAACUUUAUCCAACUAUGUUAUAUAAUUCUUCAGAGGCUAUUUUUAGAGGCAUUUCUUGAUUAUUCUUUUUCUUUUAUAGUCUACCAUUUCUCUUGAGAUCUCGAAAAGGUACAUGUAUUCAAAGAUACAUGUCACCUUAUUUAUGUAUUAUGUUUAAAAAGUGUUUGUUUUUAAAGAGGCUUAUUUUUCAAAUAGUGACUCCAAAGAGUAUGUUUUGUACUUACGUACAUGCCUUUUAUGUGGGGGUUUUACAAAAAAAUUAUUAUUUGGCCAAAGUUGUUUAGUUAUAAAGACAAGGUUCUAUGGCACGUCUGUUUGUAAGAAAUAUUUAUAAUGUGGACUGAGGCAUGUUCAUCUUGUGAAAGGAAAUUAUGAUUAUCGGAUGUUUAUACAUGCGAAAGAUGGGUGUAUACUUAAGAAUGUGUAUUAUCAGGGAAAUAUGAUGUACAUUAUCGGGGAGAAAUUAAGGGGAUUUAACGGAUUUUACUUUUUCUCGAUUUUUAGCAGUCAUUGGCGGCAAUCAGCCAAUGCAAAAGUCUGGAUGCGUUGGUUUUUAGCAUGUAAUCAUGUAUCAAAAUUGUUUAUACAAUGUAUCACAUUUCCAUUUAAAAGUUGAAUAUAUUUUUUGUUAAAAACAAAAGCAUCAUUAAUAUGUCAGCAUUUCUUAAUUGUUCAUUUCAUAUUUGUGGUGAUUGAAUUACUGGACUGUUUGAAUUAAAGAGUAUUGAUUCAUUUGAAACAUUGUGAUAUUCAAUCAAUUUGUUAUUAAACCAUGUGUUGGUUUACAGCA